Messenger RNA from Corticium candelabrum, 3239 nucleotides. RefSeq names its product ubiquitin conjugation factor E4 B-like. The record is from RefSeq and is a predicted model, not a curated record. Gene Ontology annotation, cellular component: ubiquitin ligase complex; nucleus; cytoplasm. Gene Ontology annotation, biological process: protein polyubiquitination. Gene Ontology annotation, molecular function: ubiquitin-ubiquitin ligase activity. NCBI's taxonomy places the organism in Eukaryota, Metazoa, Porifera, Homoscleromorpha, Homosclerophorida, Plakinidae.
ACGUGGAGAGGCCAAUUAUUCUCUAGAAGAAGAUCGUAUAGGCAUGAACGAGCUGUCACCCGAUGAGCUCCGACGGCGACGUCUAGCUCGUUUGUCUGGAUCAGCAACGGCUCCUAGGGAGGAGGUAAGGAAAGAAGAAGAACAGGACAGAUCACAGGAUGAGAAAAUAGUGCCUGAAGAGAGCGAGAUGCUCUCACAAACGGAUGAAACAAGCUGUGAGGCGAGCCUGGAAAGUCAGACUCAACCGAUGGAGACCGUAGAGGCUACAGAAUUUGAGUCUCGAAUAGAUCAAGAGGAGAAACAUGAAAGAAAGGAAAACCAAGCGUUUGUCAUGAUGACUUGUCUGGCGAAAUUGCUGAGUGUGGAUGUGAAGGUUGAUACACCAUCUCCUGAAGCAACCUGUCUCUUGUUGCUCACCGACAUUUCAACCAACGAUUCAGACGUUUGUAAUCUUGAUGAUUUAGUGGGACAAGUUUUAAUGGAGAGACUGUCGAGACUGGAAAGUGCUGAGGCAAUGAUCGAGUAUCUAGUACAGUGUUAUGAACAGUCGUGUGCAGAAGAUAGAAGAAAGUCAACCUCAGCAGUACAAGUCGAAUGUGUUCGUGUGGUUCGUAACUCCACCGUCUCACACGCGGCUCUAGUCUUACAACAAGCCAUUGGCCAAUAUGACGGCAAAUCUCCGUUGAUACCUUUCCUUCUCAACACGCAUGCGACUACAUUGCCCAUGAAUUUCAUGAUAGAUUUGAUGGCAGAAUGCAAUGGGCUAUCAGACUGCUUACAGGAAGUGUUUGGUUAUAUUGCUGAUGGUUUGGUUGGUCGGUUGCGAAGCUCUUCACUCGUCAGUGAUGAGUUCAAACAGCCACUGAUGGUUCUUUCACAAUUGGCAGAAACCAAGAUUCACAAAACUCGGCUCUUCUGUCAAGUGUUGGUUAAUCACAAGAGUUUUCUACCGUCCACAUUAGACAGGGUCUCGCAAGCUACGUUACUUCAAGAAAACUCAAUUUUAGGACCAUUGAUGGCUCUGACAGCAUUUCCGGACGAAAGUCCUUCAGUUGCUCAGCAUUUCUUUUACGGUGACAUCUCUCCUGAGAUGGUGAAUAUGUCAUACUCAACUCUUCAGAAUGCACUCCAAUUUGUCAGAAGACAUUCGUAUAGUGUUGUGCACAGUCUAUUGUUGGAGAAACAGAGUCGAGGGGUUGUGAUGGAGUUUCUACAGACAGUCAUCAAUAGCAACAGAGAGAGAACUUGCAUGCCCUAUCGUAUGAACAAAACGUUCAAUGAUGGGUUUAGUCUCAAUUUCAUGUCAGUUAUGCAACAGCUAGCUGUCAGGGUCAAAGUCAAUCAGGUUGAUCCUCUUUAUCUUCAUCAUCCAAAAUGCCGUUUGGAUCUUUCUCAAGAGAGUCGUCUCCACUCAUCUGCUGCUUCCAAGGAACUCUCCGAAUGGACAACAACUCUUGCUGAUGAGAACAAAUUUCAGGACGUCAAAUUUUCUACGGAAUGUUUUUUCAUGACGUUGGUAGCUCAUCACGUGAGCCUCGUUCCUACUCUGAAGUUUUAUGAAAGCAAAGUGAAGAAAAUGAAGCAAUUAGCAUUGUUUAUUCGCGAUAUGGAAAUGGUAGAAAAUUUAGAUGAGGAACAUCAAGCGAAGCUGACUGAACUGAAAUCAAGAAUGAAGACUAUAGUCAGUAAUCGGCUUUGCAUGGAGGCAUCUGUUUUGGACAAAUCUUUGCUGUCAAACUGUCUGAUGUUUUACGCAUCUACAUGUCAAUGGAUGGCAACGAUCAUAGAUCCUUCACCUCACAGCUUGUUGCUUCCGGAAAAUGUGCCUAUGGAGUUUGCAUCUAUUCCUGAAUUUUUUGUUGAAGAUGUUGCAGACUUCUUUGUCUUUCUUCUUCAAUAUGCUCCUGCCGUCUUGGAUGAGUUGUAUGUGAGAGACGUUAUGAAUCUUUUUGUACUUCUUGUGUGCUGUGGCAGCCGGUUUAUCACGAAUCCUUAUCUUAUAGCUAAGUUGAUUGAGGUAAUGUAUGUUGUGACUCCAUCAGUCCACAUGCACCCAAAAACGACUAAAAUAAUUGAUAUUAUCGUAUCGCACUCACUGGGAGCCAAACACCUGGCCCCAUCACUCAUGAAGUUCUUCUCAGAUGUUGAAACAACAGGAGCUUCGUCGGAGUUUUUUGACAAGUUUAGCAUACGAUAUCACAUUGCUGUCAUGUAGUUGUGGAAGAGUCGAGCGCAUCAUGAAACCGUUGUACAAUUGAGCAGUGACAUGUCAGCCAAUUCUACUUUUAUUCGAUUUAUUAACAUGCUGAUGAACGACACCACCUACCUCCUUGACGAGUCACUCGACUGUCUCAAGGCAAUUCGCGACACACAAGACGCAAUCGCCAACAAAGAAUCGUGGCAAGAGCAACCACAAGAACUGAGAGAAACAAGACUCAGACAGUUGGAGAGUGACGAGAGAAAAUGCAGGUCAUACCUGACGCUCACAAUGGCUACGUUGGAUAUGAUGCAUUACUUGAGUCAAAGUCUGCCAGAUCCGUUUCGGCGACCGGAGAUUGUUGAUCGGUUGGCUGCAAUGUUGAAUUUCAAUCUGACGCAGUUGUGUGGUCCCAAGUGUCAGGAUCUUGAUGUUCAAAAUCGUAAGAAAUAUAACUUCAGGCCACGGCAGCUGCUUGAUCAAUUAGUUGAUAUCUACUUACAUCUUGACAACAAGCAAUUUAUUGCUGCAGUAGCUAAAGACGAUAGAUCGUAUCGGUCAGAGCUUUUAGACAAUGCAAUAAGACAACUGAGGAAGGCAAAUAUUAAACCUGAGGCUGAAAUCAUGCGUCUGAAAGACUUCUCUGCUCGCAUCGACCAGCAAUACAUCAGAACUUGUCGAGCAGCAGUUACUCUCAACGACAUCCCCGACGAAUUCAAAGAUCCCUUGAUGGACACUCUGAUGAGGGACCCCGUCUUACUACCAAGCGGUGUUGUCAUGGACCGUGCAGUCAUUACACGGCAUCUCCUCAAUUCGAAUACCGACCCGUUUAAUAGACAAGCACUCAGUCUUGACAUGCUGAUUCCAAAACCCGAACUGAAGGAACGCAUCAACCAAUGGAUUCACGAGAAAAUGGCCGACAUGAAGCAACAGCAACAGGAGCAGAAGCCAAGUGACUAAAUGUUUUAUACAUUGUACAUAGACGGUAGGAUAUACGACAAGAAAUAUAUUGAUUACAGUUUACAUUGUUAAUAUCCGUUGA